Messenger RNA from Thyridium curvatum, 1326 nucleotides. RefSeq lists its product as uncharacterized. Lineage: Eukaryota; Fungi; Ascomycota; Sordariomycetes; Thyridiales; Thyridiaceae. The coding region runs from base 1 to 1326 and encodes 441 amino acids. The transcript has a single exon. The record is from RefSeq and is a predicted model, not a curated record.
AUGACAGGCCUCGUCGACGACAAAGGCCGUGAUGAGGACUUCUUUCUCCGAAACGGGCUCCCACCGGAGACGAGAGGACUGUGUUAUGACUACGUCCACACUCGUUAUCCGGGACUGACGGUGCAAGAUGCCCAACCCCAGGGCUUCUGUUCCCAUACACUUUUUGUGGGUGAGGCGCUCGUCGUGCAGUUCCGGCCGCCGACACAUCAGCUCGAUGUCGGCCUUGUCCAAGAAGCUUGCCGGGUGUAUGGUGAUCUGGCGCCCGAGACCCAUCUGCUUGGCGAGCUCCGUGUAGAGGCCUGCUCAUCCUCUCGCGGGGAGGGCUGUCCGAAAGGAGUUAACAGCAACGAGCCAUGCCAUCGAACGGCUGGAAUAGAAGGAAGCUGUGACAAGCUUCUCGUGUACUCGAUGAGUCGGAUACCUGGGGUCUCGCUUGCAGACUUCCGGGAACAACAGGUUGACGAUGUCUUAUCAUGCAAGUCCAAGCUGGGGUCGUACCACAAGCGAGACGUGAUUUCCGACUUCGUCAGACUCUCGCACCGAGCCUUGCAGCAGGCCAUCCCUGGUGACUCGGCCUCCCUGGCCACACGAAAAGGUCGUAUAGGCACGUCUUUACAACGGCGCCUGGAGCACAUGCAGUCAGGGCUGCCAUUGCGCUUCCGUGCUCGCGUAACUGCCGUUUUGUCGAGUCUGGAACGCAUCGAGGCCCUGCCAUGGGUCUUGACGCAUGGCGACUUCACUCCGUCCAAUGUUAUGGUCAAGACCGACAGCACAGAGAGGCAAGGGGCCUCGGAACGUGCCCUUACUGGUGGAUUGCGUAUAAGUGGCCUCAUUGACUGGGCUGAAGUGGAAUACCUGCCGUUUGGUGUCGGGCUGUACGGGCUCGAGGAGCUCCUGGGUGAAUCCGUCGUCGAUGAUGGAGAAGACCAAUCCCGUGGGGGUCGCUAUCCUGCCCCGAAGAGCAUGUUCGAGUACUACGGUGGCCAUCGCGAGCUUCGCCGUACUUUUUGGGAGGAACUCGGGGCGAGGGUGCCUCGGCUCAACACGGACAAGGCCUUCCGCGAAACCGUCGAGCUUGCUCGGGUCCUUGGAAUAUUGCUGUGGCAUGGCAUCGCCUUUGACAACGGGCGGCUCGACAGAGUGGUACAGCCGGGAGUAGAUGACGAGGAGAUUCAACGGUUGGACUUGUUCCUCCUAGGAAGUCCGGCGGCGUCGUGGGGAACGGUCGGACCGCAUCGGCGGCGCUUCCGAUGUUGGGCCACGAUCAAGACCGCAGUUUCAUACAUAAAGGGCCUGUUGUUUGGUAGACUCACAGCUCGAGACUGA